This is a messenger RNA of Meira miltonrushii, 789 nucleotides long. RefSeq lists its product as uncharacterized. Bases 1 to 789 code for a protein of 262 amino acids. The transcript has a single exon. The record is from RefSeq and is a predicted model, not a curated record. NCBI's taxonomy places the organism in Eukaryota, Fungi, Basidiomycota, Exobasidiomycetes, Exobasidiales, Brachybasidiaceae.
AUGGCUGACGGUGCAGAUUUUUGGGUCUCUGAAUCUGCAGAGAAAACCCUGGCAGAAGCAAAAAAUGAUGCAAGCGAGAUCGUUGAAAUGAUCGAAAGCAUUGAGAGUGUUACUCCCCAAAUCUUGCUGGAAUUUUACGAAGUCCUCGAGGUGAAUACCAACAAUUUGCGUACUUUAUUAGAUGGGGUGAAGAUCACCCGAACCAUGGUGGGAAACAACGAUGGAGAAGGUUUACGGGUUCCAGCUGAAGUGGAGAACACCAUUGCCAAAGCAACGUUUCUUGUUGGACGAAUUGCUGUUCUUGCCGUUCAAUUGAAGACUACGCCUUUCAAGGAAUUGAAUGCACAUCACAGAAAAUUGCUCAAACAAGCCAGAGAAGCUUACGAUUUACUGGCAGAAGUUGAGGUGAAGUCCUCCGAGUCUGAAAAGGAGGAAGAAGUGAAGAGGGAGACCCCAACCAUCGACGAAGACGCAUCACUUCCACUUGACAGCGGGAUUGCUACCAAGUCCAAGGCAAAGACAACAAGACCAGUUGACGACAAGCAAGCAUCCGGACCACGCAGAAUCACUCGUCGAAAAGCGCGUAUGGGAAACUUAGAUUCUCCCAUCGUGCUCGCAUCAGACGAUGAGAAAUCAAGCGAUGACGACGAUGAGAAUGACGAGGAUUGGCGUCUUUCAAGUCCGAUCAAGAAAAAGCGUGAUAAAAGACGUCGUACCAAUGGCAAGGAGAAACCGUCAACGAGCAAAACCAUGCUGAACAGCGAUUUAGACUCUGACGAGACCAUUUGA